GAUUUGAGCAGGAGAAUUGGCAUUUUCACAUGCACACAUUGGAGCCAGAGAGUCUGCAAUGUCAGCAGGUUUCUUCAAAACCACCUUUGGAAGGAGAGGUCAGUUGCAGUUGAGACACAACAAUGAGCAGCGAAACACACUGGUUUCAAGCAUAAGAAGAAGGUGCGCUACACAGUCAGCGGCAAGGAAUCUAAGCAAGUCUAGCUCCAGGGUUUUUCUAUAUCUUCACAUGGCUGAAAAUACAGUCACAACAAAUGUCACACUGGAUUGACAGGACCAAAACAGGUGCUAACACCACUGAGCUAGGAUGACUGUGUAAAACAGAGAGCACACCCAAGAGAAGCAGACAUCACAACAGUUGCUGAUGAUGGCCAGUGAGGAAUCUAUGACGUCACUCCAGAAGCCUCAAGAGUCAUCUCCUGAAGACAGUUCAAAAUCAAAAGACCCUAAAGAAUCAGCUGAAUCAGCUGAAUCAGCCCUGAAGGAUAUAAAAGAACAACUACAGAAAGAAAAAAUCCAACAUGAAAAAGCCGUGAAGGAAUUGCAGGAGGCUAUAGACAUUCUUCCUGAGAGCUUAAAGGAACCCAGAGAGACUUUGAGGGAAGUGACAGAGAAGAAGCUUCCACAAGAGUCCCAGUCAGAAAAGCUAGUGACCAGAAGUGAGAAUCUCUCUGACCAUGAAGUUUUAACAUGGGCAUCAGGAGGUCUGGCUCUGCAGGGCAUUUAUCAAACCACAAAUAUCACAGAUUUGUUGGGUGAACGAGAGCAGCUCAUCCAGAUUCCAAAAGGAUUCAAGUUCUGUGGUCCAGUUCAAGGGUCAUUUCUUGAGAAGAUGGAGUUUUCAUCAUCAAAAGAUGAAUCUACAUUCAGAAAGACAGUAGAGCACUUGGGUCUCAGUUUUAGCCUUGCUUGUAAGGGUGAAUUAAAGACAAUAAUUGCAGAGACCCAUGGUAGUUACAGCAGAACUUCAAAACAUGCUAAAACCUUGAAGACUUCCACUGAACAUUCUUAUUUUUGCGCAGCCCAAUAUAACUACAUCCCACUUGCUUUGUGCCAUUUCUCAAAGGACCAGCUCAAGCUUUCCAGUUCAGCUUUGCAAGAGCUAAGAAAGAUUGAACAUCUUUCGAGACAGAUUUCUGAUAACGACAAGGCUGACCUUUUAAAGAGCAGAUGUGGGAGCUUUUUCAAGAGAUUUGGUUCUCAUGUUAACAGUCAAGUCCACUUGGGUGGGAUAUUUUGGUGGAGAGCAUCUUCGGAGGGCUUUGAGACAACCCAACUAGAAGAAAUGAAGAAACGAGUCCAAAACGUUCUUGGGGUCUACAUAGCAGGUUGCUUUUCUGGUCAGGUUGGCGGCAUUGAUUUUGGUGGAUCCAAAACAGAUGUAUCAUCCAAUAGUACUGAGAGAAAAUCAUCACAAACAGAAAUCCAACUCUUUGUAAGCAAAACAGGUGGUCCCCCUGAAGCAGAUUCACUCACACCUUGGAAAUCUGGCUUGACUGCUAGUAAUAAAAUUUGGAGUGUUAUUGAUCGGGGCGAUGAGUUCAUCCCUAUAUGGGACAUUGUCCUGUCUAAUCACAAGGAAGAUUUUGAAGAUGUUCUUGACAUUUCUAACCAUCUCAGGGAAUUUUACGAAACUUUAAGUGGCAGAAAAGUAAGUAGGAUAUGUGGGGAGGAACUGAUUGGUAUGGAGAAAGAAGUCACAGCAUUUUUGAAGGGCCUCAGUGGAUGGAAGAUCACAACUGAUCCAGAUAAACUAGAAGAACUGGUUAAUUUCAAAAAGAAGCUCUAUGAAAAAACCAAGUCAGAACACAUGUGGCGUACAAUAUGCCUGUCAAAUCCAGAACUUCAGAAUUUCCUGGAACGGACAGUUUUAUUGUUGAAAAAGGAUCUGAUAGCUCCAAACAUCAGCUAUAUGCGACUUCUUCUCUGCCUCCUUCUGAAACCUCACAUUUAUUCAGUUCAGUAUUUUCCCAGUUCAUCACUCAUCAUGCAGUGGAUCUAUCGUGGUGAAAAUGAGCAGCCUGAAGCAAUUUCAGUUACAGACAUAGCUGACUUUAUUAGCAUCCUUCAUGAAAAGAAGAGUGGCAUCAAGGAUGCACUGCUGAAGCCUUCAGUUUCUGCUGCAGCAGAAGGAGAAGAGGACAUAGUGCAAAUUUCCUCAGAUUUGAGCCCGGCUUUCUGUUCCUUAUUGAAGGCCUUGAGAGAGAAUUCCCAGGAAGACCUAGCACACUAUUGCUGCAGUCAAUUGCUCAUAGUGUAG
Molecule: messenger RNA, 2260 nt
Organism: Sphaerodactylus townsendi
Lineage: Eukaryota; Metazoa; Chordata; Lepidosauria; Squamata; Sphaerodactylidae
Product: interferon-induced very large GTPase 1-like
Exons: 3
Coding region: 365-2260 (631 amino acids)
Source: RefSeq, a predicted model, not a curated record